CAGUAAAUAUUGGACCACUUAUUUUUUGACAUUUUAGGGGAAGUUGAGCUUCCCUUGCAGUCUUAGAGCAAUCGCCACUGGUCAACACAAAGUACUCUGCAGAGUGCCAGCAUUAGAAAAUCACUGCAAAAGUGUAUAAUUAAGUCCAAUUUUAAACACUCUCAGAGUGAAUUCAACACUGGGGAAUUUGCAGUGACACUCCCUUUCAGGUCUACACACCUUUUGCAUUUCCUUGAAAUCACAUUACCUAAAGGAAACUGAAAGCAUGAACAGUGUAUUUAAAAGUCAGUUAUCAGUGGAAAGGGCACACUGAGCUUUGGCUUUAAACAUAACUAGACAUCAAGAGCUUCACUGCACUCUGCUCACCUCAGACUAACUUCAGCAAAGAGAAUUAAUUGCUUUCAAGUCACAUUUAUUUUUAAUCAGAAUGGAUUAUAUUUGGGUAAGACUGUUUUAAACUAUAUUUUUCUGUUAUCAACUGAAAUGUACUUUAAUAUUUCAAAUAUUUUUAAUUCACUAAAUAAUGAAGAAGAUUACUUUUUUCUGCCCAUACUUGCCAAAAAGUGUCAAACACAUUGAUCUGUAAGCAUCUUGUUUGAGUGGUCUAUCUUUAUUUAGCUUUAUUCAAACUGUUAUAAGAAAGCUGAAGUCAUUCAUAUUUUGUUUUCUCUUAUUGCCUCUACCAAGAGUGCCUGGGAAUACAUUCGAUGGUUUGGAAAGCCUCCAUUAAAGCAACCAUGGAGAGAUGUGCCGUGGGGUCGCAGAAGAGAAAACCUUCAGAGGGUGAAGGACUACCAACCACAUUCAGAAGCUCAACAUCUCAGAGUUCUUCUCCAUGGACCACCAGGCUCUGGAAAGUCCAGCUUCAUCAACUCUGUUGACAGCGCUCUGCGAGGAAAAACCACAACUCGAGCUUUGGCAGCCACUGCCUAUGAUUGCAGCUUCACCAACACAUUUCAGGAUCCAGAGAGACAGGCCUGGAUCCCAUUAUCCCCUUGUCUUCAGUGACACCAUGGGUAUUGAGAGGGGCUCUGGGACAGGAGCUGAAGUGAAUGAAAUCAAACUGAUCCUGGAAGGACGCAUCAGAGAAGGAUUCAAGUUCAAUUCCGGCAGUCCACCAAGUGCUCAAUUCUACAAUGCAAAUCCCACCAUAAAUGACAAAGUUCAUGUUCUGGUUUGUGUCAUUCCUGCCUCCAUGUUAGACCUGAUGGAUGAAAGGUCAUUUCGCAAGAUAAAAGAUGUCAGGGACGACGCCAGUGAGUUAGGAAUUCCCCAAGUCGCGAUCCUCACCAAAAUUGAUGAAGCCUGUAAUGUUGUCCAAUACAGUUUGCAAUAUGUCUACAGGAGCUACUGGCUGAAAAAGCAGAUGGAAAAAGUGAGUGUGAUGACAGGAAUUCCAAUGCACUGCAUCUUCCCAGUGAGGAACUACAGCUCAGAAAUCGAAACAGAUGAUGACAUGGAUUCACUGAUACUGAGCGCAAUGAGAAAGAUCAUUGACUACGGAGAAGACUUCCUGAAUGAUCAGUGUGCUGCAGGCGAUGAUGGCACUCAGGAAAUUGCCCUGAAUCAAAACAUGGAACAUGCUUGACAGCAGCGAUCAUAAAAACUGACAUUUAACAACGUUUUUACUUCUUCAGAGGUCAGACCAAAGUGUUGUCCCCUUUGAUAUCUUUUUUUCCUGUAUGUUUUUUU
Molecule: messenger RNA, 1692 nt
Organism: Salarias fasciatus (jewelled blenny)
Lineage: Eukaryota; Metazoa; Chordata; Actinopteri; Blenniiformes; Blenniidae
Product: interferon-induced protein 44-like
Exons: 7
Coding region: 836-1588 (250 amino acids)
Biological process (GO): immune response
Source: RefSeq, a predicted model, not a curated record